AUGGCUACUAUCAAUAUUGUGAUUAUUGGAGCUUCUACCGUGGGCCUUACUGCAGCCCACGACUUGCUGCGCGAUGCCCAGAUUCUGAACGCUAAGGUUACUCUUAUCAACCCUUCAGCCACCUUUUAUUGGAACAUCGCUGCUCCCCGUAUCAUCGCCAAGCCAAAAGCUUUCCGAGCCGAGGAGUACCUCCUUCCAAUUAAGGAGGCAUUUGCCCAGUAUGCGACAGAGUCAUUUGAAUUUAUUCUUGGGACCGUGACUGAAAUGGAUAUCUCCAACAACACCGUAUCCGUAACCCCCAAUGACGGAGAUGUCAAGUCGGUGGCAUAUGAUCACCUCCUGAUUGGUUCCGGUGCCACUACUCCUGCCACUGUCGGUCAAGUCACUGGUUAUUCAUUCCCCUUCAAGCAUACUGGACGCGACGAUAUGAAGGAGAGUCUUGAGGCGGCCCAGAACUUGACCACGAAUGCCAAGAGCAUCGUGAUCGGUGGAGCAGGUCCAGUCGGAGUGGAGUUGGCGGGUGAACUUGCCGAGGCAGCAGCGGAGAACUCGAGCGAUCUUUCCAUCACCCUGGUCUCUGCCACAGACCGAAUUCUGCAUACGCUCAAGUCAUCUGCCAGCUCUACCGCAGAGAAUCAACUCAAGAAGAAAGGCGUUAAUGUGAUCACCUCCACCCGUGUCAUGGCAAUCGAGGCGUCAGGUGACUCUUGGGUUGUCUCCCUGGACAGUGGUGAGAAGAUCACCACCGAUAUUUACAUCCCCACCACCGGCUUCAUCCCCAACAAUAGCUUCAUCCCCGAGCCUUUGCUCGCCACCGAGGGAUGGGUUAGAGUCGACAAGGAAUUGCGUGUGCAAUCCUCAGAGAACUCGAGCGUCUUGCCGAUCUAUGCAGCUGGCGAUAUCACCACCAACUGGAUGCGCCUUGGAUUCAAGGCCGCUGAACAGGCUCGGGUUGCAGCCCAUAACAUCAAAGCGGAUAUUCUGCGCAAGGCCGACCGUAAGACCUAUGACCAGGGCGAGAGUAUCAACAUGGUCGUCCCCGUUGGUGGGACCGGUGGCAGUGGACAGAUCUUUGGUUUUGUUCCCUUCAACUUUCUCGUCAGGAUGAUCAAGGGCAAGGACUUCUUGAUAUCCAAGGCGGCAGUUACCGUGGCUGGCAAGGCUUAA
Molecule: messenger RNA, 1167 nt
Organism: Penicillium verhagenii
Lineage: Eukaryota; Fungi; Ascomycota; Eurotiomycetes; Eurotiales; Aspergillaceae
Product: NAD(P)/FAD-dependent oxidoreductase
Exons: 1
Coding region: 1-1167 (388 amino acids)
Cellular component (GO): cytoplasm
Molecular function (GO): electron-transferring-flavoprotein dehydrogenase activity; flavin adenine dinucleotide binding
Source: RefSeq, a predicted model, not a curated record